AUGCCAGGCAUUGCAAAAAUGUCUCUGGACAAUAUGUUUUGUACCCGCUGUGGGGAUGGCUUUGAGCCUAAUGAAAAGAUUGUCAAUUCUAAUGGAGAACUUUGGCAUACCAACUGUUUUGUAUGUGCUCAAUGUUUUCGCGUUUUCCCUGAGGGCGUGUUCUACGAGUUUGAAGGACGUAAAUAUUGUGAACGAGACUUUCAAGUACUUUUCGCGCCGUGUUGUGGAAAAUGUGGCGAGUUCGUGAUAGGUCGGGUGAUAAAGGCGAUGAACGCCAAUUGGCACCCGGCCUGCUUCCGCUGCGAGGAGUGCAGCGCGGAGCUGGCAGACGCCGGCUUCAUCAAGCACGCGGGCCGCGCUCUCUGCCACGCCUGCAACGCGCGCAUCAAGGCCGACGGGCUGCAGAACUACAUCUGCCACAAGUGCCACGGCGUGAUCGACGGCGAGCCGCUGCGCUACCGCGGCGAGGUGUACCACGGGUACCACUUCAUGUGCGCGACCUGCGGCGUAGAACUCGAUCACACGGCGCGCGAGGUCAAGCACCGCCCCGGGUACGCCGCCAACGACGUGAACAACCUCUUCUGCUUGCGCUGUCAUGACAAAAUGGGCAUACCAAUAUGCGGUGCGUGCCGUCGCCCAAUAGAGGAGAGGAUCGUCACCGCCCUCGGAAAGCAUUGGCAUGUUGAGCAUUUCGUUUGCGCCAAGUGCGAGAAACCGUUCCACGGGCACCGUCACUACGAGAAAAAGGGCCUCGCGUACUGCGAACAACAUUACCAUCAACUUUUCGGUAACCUCUGCUACGUGUGCAAUCAGGUCAUCGCUGGCGAUGUUUUCACUGCGCUGAACAAGGCCUGGUGCGUCCAUCACUUCGCAUGCGCCGUAUGCGACACGGCAUUAAGCACUCGUAGCAAGUUCUACGAGUACGACGAGCGACCAGCUUGCCGACGUUGCUACGAGCGCUUCCCGCAGGAGCUACGGCGGCGUCUACGCCGGGCUCACCACUAUACGCCACGCAGAAAU
Molecule: messenger RNA, 1020 nt
Organism: Iphiclides podalirius (scarce swallowtail)
Lineage: Eukaryota; Metazoa; Arthropoda; Insecta; Lepidoptera; Papilionidae
Source: the annotation of a GenBank genome assembly